UCCCCCAAUGAUUUUUCCAUCCCAAUGGAACUAAUGAAAUGUUUAUAUAAUAUCAUCAAGGUGAUCUUGAAUAUAAGAUUUGAAUAUCAGAAUAACUGUUCAUGGCUACUAGCAAGUAGCAAUGGAGUGAUUGAGAGAAUUUUCUUAUAAGAACUUAUUUUUAGUAUUUCUUUUCUUAUAUAUGAGUCAGUACGUAAAUUGUAUCAUAAUAUGGCGUCAGCAAGAGUAUUAAAUCAAAUUCUUCAGAGAAGGCACUUGAUUACCCACGUACCAAACACCUCCUAUUGUCUUAGUAUUGUUCCUAGCAUUAAACACAGUGUUUGUUAUUCGACGAAGAAAUCUGUAACUAAGGUAAACUCCAAUGAAACUAAUAAUCAGGUACAGAUUGGCACUGCAAAAGUAGUUAAAGAAAACUUGAAAUCUGCUGGAUAUCUUGGAGUAAUAAUAGGUGGCAUUGGAGUUACUGCUUUUAUGUUCUAUGCCCUAUUUUCGGAGCUAUUUUCCAGCAAAAGUCCAUACUCUGUUUACAGUGAAGCUCGUGUUCGUUGUAUAGAACAUCCAAAGGUCAUGGAUAUUCUUGGAGCACCUGUAAAAGCUUUUGGAGACGAAACUCGACGUGGACGUAGAAGACACAUCACUCAUACAUAUUACAUUAAAGAUGGCGUGAAAUAUAUGAGAAUAAGAUUUUAUGUAAAAGGAACGAGAAGACAGGGGACAGUAUAUGCAGAAGUGAAAGAGAAUGCAUCUGGCAAUUACGAAUAUUCAUAUCUGUAUGUUACGGUCAAUCAUGUUGGAACAAUUGUGAUAGAGGACAACCAAGAUACCGCUAAAACGCAGCAAGAUGACAAUUCUACAAUGGAUUUUAACUUCCUAUUGAAUAAUCAUAAAAUGACAGAAGAGUGUUAAAUGUCAAUUAAUUAUUGCCUCUCAAGCAAGACGUGGAAGCUGAUUAAGAUUUCUCAAAUAAAAGCUGCAGUCAUUCAAUUCAACCAGGAAUAUAAUGUUUCUUUUUUAUGUUAUAUUUUUCUGAUUAUGUAAUAGUUAUUUUCACUAUAUGGAGUCUGUUUUUCUCGGUUCUUGCGACAUUGUUUAUUUAGGAGCUUUCAUCAUUUUGUACUUCUACACUUAUUCUAAAUUUGACUGAGAGAGUAAUAGGAGAAGAUUCAUAAGUAUCCCGGCACGUCCGCCAUGGAAACUGAACUGACUUACGAAAUUCAGAGAACAAAUUCCUGCGUGACGUGUUGCGUAAGAGCUAAAAAUAUGUAUUAUCCUCGCUAUCAUUUACUCACGCUGUUGCGCGCGUCUAUAUUAGUGUGCCUUUUAUCAGACGCUAACUG
Messenger RNA from Trachymyrmex cornetzi, 1337 nucleotides. Its product is annotated as mitochondrial import inner membrane translocase subunit Tim21. Bases 211 to 906 code for a protein of 231 amino acids. Gene Ontology annotation, biological process: protein import into mitochondrial matrix. Lineage: Eukaryota; Metazoa; Arthropoda; Insecta; Hymenoptera; Formicidae. Gene Ontology annotation, cellular component: TIM23 mitochondrial import inner membrane translocase complex. The record is from RefSeq and is a predicted model, not a curated record. The transcript has 6 exons.